This is a messenger RNA of Saprolegnia diclina VS20, 1949 nucleotides long. RefSeq lists its product as hypothetical. The coding region runs from base 17 to 1909 and encodes 630 amino acids. The transcript is spliced from 6 exons. Gene Ontology annotation, biological process: protein localization to membrane. Lineage: Eukaryota; Oomycota; Saprolegniomycetes; Saprolegniales; Saprolegniaceae. Gene Ontology annotation, cellular component: membrane. The record is from RefSeq and is a predicted model, not a curated record.
UUUGACGUGGACGGCGAUGGUGUGCUGGCGAUCGCUUGCAGUCGUAGCCGGCGGCGCGGCCUUGCGCUUCGCUGCCGCCGAGGACGCGCACGAGUAUGUGUCUCGGGAAGAGGUCUUCGUCGUCGCCAACACGAUUCGGCCGUUCUCCAACCCGACCGAGACGUACCACUACUACAAGCUGCCGUUCUGCAAGCCCAAGGAGCGGCAAUGGGACGACCACGACCUCGGUGAGCUCCUCACGGGUAGCCGGAAGGUCGUAACCGACUACCGCAUCUUCUUUGGCGUCGACGUGACGUACAACGAGCUGUGCAAGGUCCCGUUCACGCCCGAGGUGCAAAAGGCCUUUACGGACGCGGUCGAGGAAGACUUUGUUUUUGAAAUGUACGUCGACGACAUUCGCGUUUCGGGCCAAGUGGGCCAGGCUAUGCAGCGCGUCAAGGGCGGCAACUACCUCCAGCAGCACUUGCAGCACCUCCAAAAGUACGCGCCGUCGUCGUACGACUACUACCUCAACACGCACCUCCACUUUGACAUUGCGUACAACGACGUCGAGAAGGCGCUCGGCGGGUACGAUGGCGACGAAGAGGUCACGUCGCCCGUCCGCAAGUAUUUGAUUGUUGGCAUCAACAUGACGAUGACCAACUCGGUCGAGACGGACGAAAACGAGUUCCAGUACCAUCUCGCCGAGCCGCUCACGGGCGCGUCGCCCGACAUUGUGUUUACGUACUCGGUCAAGUGGCAGAAAAAGUCGUGGGGCAAGUACGAAGACCGCCUCUUCAAGGACCCGCUCUUGCCCGAAGUGCUCGAGAUCCACUGGCUCAGCAUCAUCAACUCGUUUGUGCUCGUCAUGCUGCUCGUCGCGUUCCUCUCGAUCAUCAUGUUUCGCAUCCUCAAGCGCGACGUGUCGCGCUACAUGGACCUCGAGGACGGCGCCGACCUCCACGACGAGUCGGGCUGGAAGCUCGUGCACGCCGACGUCUUUCGCAACCCGCCGUUUCUUGUCCUCUUUUGCGCGUUUGUCGGCGCCGGUGCCCAGCUCUUUGCGAUGCUCUUUGGUGUCCUCGUCCUCUCGCUCCUCGACGUCUUCCAUCCGAGCAAGCGCGGCGGCCUCGUCUCGGCCAUCGUCGUCGCAUACGCCCUCACGGCGGGCGUCGGCGGUUACCGCUCGGCCAGUCUCUACAAGCAGCUUGGCGGGCAGCGCUGGGUGUGGAACCUCGUCGUGAGCGGCCUCGUCGUCCCCGGGCCGCUCAUCGCGAUCUUUGCGUUCCUCAACACGGUCGCCAUCUGGAACGACUCGUCCGCAGCGCUUCCCUUUGGCACGAUCAUGAUUCUGCUCUGCCUCUUUCUCCUGGUCAACGUCCCGCUCGCCAUCACGGGAGGCAUUGCCGGGCGCAACCUCACGGCGCCGUACAAGCCGCCGUGCCGCACCAACAAGAUCCAGCGCGAAAUUCCGAUGGUGCCGUGGUACCGCCGGCCGAUCCCGAUGGUCGUCGCCGCCGGCUGCCUUCCGUACAGCGCCGUGUACAUUGAGCUACACCACAUUUUCGCAGCGAUCUGGGGCCACCAGAUCUACACGCUGUUUGGGAUUCUCUUUUUGGCGUUUGUGAUGCUCGUCUGCGUCACGGCGUUCAUGACGAUCACGAUGACGUACUUUCAGCUCGCGGCCGAGGACCACCGGUGGUGGUGGCGGUCGUUCUGGUCGGGCGGCAUCACGGGCGUCUUUGUGCUCGCGUACAGCGUCUGGUACUUUGCGACGGCGACCGAGAUGACGGGGUUCUUCCAGGCCGCCUUUUACUUUGGCUACUCGCUCAUGAUGGCCUACUGCUUCUUCAUCAUGCUCGGCUUCAUCGGGUUCCAGUCCGCACUCCUCUUUGUGCGCAAGAUCUACACGACGAUCAAGGUCGAGUAGACGCAAUAAGCUCGAAACGAGUCAGCUUCGAUCAUCCGUA